Molecule: messenger RNA, 1075 nt
Organism: Neopsephotus bourkii (Bourke's parrot)
Lineage: Eukaryota; Metazoa; Chordata; Aves; Psittaciformes; Psittacidae
Gene: PHB1
Product: prohibitin 1
Exons: 7
Coding region: 120-938 (272 amino acids)
Biological process (GO): mitochondrion organization
Cellular component (GO): membrane; mitochondrion
Source: RefSeq, a predicted model, not a curated record
GCGCUGGCCAAUGAGGAGCGUGCGUCUUGGCGCUGCGCGCAGGCGCGCAGGGGCGGGUGGCCGCGGAUUCAUGUGGAGGAGGGAACUCCAAAAGGAAAGGCUGGACCCGGAGGUGUGAGAUGGCCGCGAAGGUGUUUGAGAGCCUGGGGAAGCUCGGCCUGGGGCUGGCGGUUGUAGGAGGAGUUGUGAACUCGGCGCUGUACAACGUUGAUGCAGGCCACAGAGCUGUCAUCUUUGACCGAUUCCGUGGGGUCCAGGACGUGGUGGUAGGAGAAGGCACCCACUUCCUCAUCCCCUGGGUGCAGAAACCCAUCAUCUUCGACUGCCGCUCCCGGCCCCGGAACAUUCCCGUGAUCACGGGCAGCAAAGACCUUCAGAACGUGAACAUCACAUUGCGUAUCCUGUUCAGACCAGUGACUGCCCAGUUACCCCGCAUCUUCACCAGUAUUGGAGAGGACUACGACGAGCGUGUGCUGCCCUCAAUCACAACUGAAAUCCUCAAGUCUGUUGUGGCUCGCUUUGAUGCUGGAGAAUUGAUCACUCAGAGAGAGUUGGUGUCAAGGCAAGUGAGUGAGGACCUCACGGAGAGAGCAGCAACCUUCGGGCUCAUUCUGGAUGAUGUGUCCUUGACUCACCUGACCUUUGGCAAGGAGUUCACAGAGGCUGUGGAGAUGAAGCAAGUGGCCCAGCAAGAAGCAGAGAGAGCGAGAUUCAUUGUGGAAAAGGCUGAGCAGCAGAAGAAAGCGGCUGUGAUCUCUGCUGAGGGAGACUCCAAAGCAGCUGAGCUCAUUGCCAACUCGCUGGCCACUGCAGGCGAUGGCUUGAUCGAGCUGCGCAAGCUGGAGGCCGCUGAGGACAUCGCCUACCAGCUCUCACGGUCCCGCAACAUCACGUACCUGCCCUCUGGACAGUCUGUGCUCCUCCAGCUGCCGCAGUGAGCCCGGGCACCUCUGCCUCCCAGAUCAGCCCUUUCCAAAAGAGUCUGUGCAAUUUCCUCAUUGGUAGAAAGAGAGGAAAUGAAAAUUCAACCCAUUUUGAAUUCUUAAUCAAAUAAAACCGCCCGCUCUUGAGAACA